GCGCUCUGUGUUUAUUCUCUCGUGCGCUUGUUUUGUUGGUUAGUGUUUGUGUUUUACUCAUACAGCUCUUUACAGUCAGGCAAGAGGAGCCUCGCGUUUUCUCUGCUGUCAUUUUGCGUUCUUCCUUUUGAAGACUAACUUCAUUAAGAGUGACGGAUGGAUUUUCUGUGGUUGGUGUGCGCGCUGCUGAGCGCCUGGUGCGUGUCCGCGGAGCGCCACAGCGUCUACUGGAACAGCAGCAACCCAAACUUCAUGGGUGACGAAUACACGGUGCACGUGCGCAUCAACGACUACCUGGACAUCAUCUGCCCACACUACAAACGUGGUGAGAUCCCGUCCCAGCAGGCCGAGCGCUACGUCCUCUACAUGGUGGACUUGGAGGACUAUGAGGUGUGCAAGCCGCAUUCGUUUGAUCAGCUGCGCUGGGAGUGCUCCAGGCCCUUCGCUGCCCACGCACCCGAGAAGUUCUCCGAAAAGUUCCAACGCUUCACACCUUUCACGCUGGGCAAGGAGUUCCGCCAAGGAGAGAGCUACUACUACAUCUCCAAGCCUCUGCACCAGCAUGGGAGCGACUGUCUGCGGCUAAAGGUCGACGUAGUCGGACCUCAUGGUUCCAAAAACCACAAGAAGACGACAGAGAAAGAGGAGGAGACGGAGGGAGGAAAGCACGGAAGAAUGGGCGCAGGAGGAGUGCACAACCCAUCCAACAGGCUUCCGGCAGAUGAUCCUGUUGCUAUGAUUCCAGUCGUUCAGAGGAGUGUAGGCAGCUCUGCCAUUCACAUCACACCAGUCUCCUUCAUCAUCACACUCGUCCCUGUCUUCCUCCUGCUCUUACACUGAGACCGACUUCUCCACUGGUCCAUUUGGACCUGCUGAUGAACAGACUUUUUACCAGCGCUGGUUGCUGGAUCUGAAAAUAUGGAUUUUAUACACAGAUUUUUUUUUUAUAUGUUAAAUGAUGUGAAGCAUGGGUGCUGGUGUGUAAGUUGUUGAGUGACGUGCUUGUGUUUGUGCGAGUGACUGUGAUAUUUGGAUUUUUAAAAAUUUGUUAUCCAUACUCUUUGUUUUUAAAGAGGAAGAUUAUUACCUAACAGCUAUCCCUGUUUGCCUUUUUUUUACUUUACUCUUGUAGUCUGUGUAAAGAGCACAGAUUGGAGGUCUUCUUUAAGCAGCAGCUGGAAGAUCUGAAUGGACCCACUGUGUAACUGCAUUUUUUUUUUUUAUUAGUGUCAUAUAUACGGUAUAUAUAAAAAAAGUUCUCAAACUCUGUGAGCCAACAAAUAUGCUGGUAUUCUCAAAUAUGUCCUGCUCUUGGUCCUCCGAGGAAAAAGACUUGUGCAUGUUGUCAUGUAUGUGCAGCCUGAAAUGUAGCCAUUUGCAAGCGUUUUGUCAGAUUUCCUAUUUUUUUGCCUCAAAGCCUACAAGGUGGUUUAUGUAAUGAAGCACUAUAUGUAAUUUAACAGACACUAAAUCUGUUUUAUACAAGCAAACUGACAUAAAUGUACAUAUACCCACAGAUGUACAGUUGUGCUGAGGGUGCGUGCGUGCGUGCGUGCGUGCGUGCGUGUGUGUGUGUGUGUGUGUGUGUGUGUGUGUGAGAAAGAGAGAGAGAGAGAGAGAGAGAGAGAUGGAGGAGCUGGUCUUCUCUGACAUUAGAACAAGCUCAGUACAACUGUACAUACACACACACUCAUGGACGCAGGGAAGUGUGGAACUCUAAAAGUUCACAAGACAAGCUGUGUUUUCUUUAUUUCUGUGGAUCUGUAAAUAAUUGUGUAAAGAGUGUACAUAGAGAGUUAUAUAAUGCAUUUGUUAAUUAUGAAAAUGUUCAAAAAUGUGAAAGAAAAUAAAAAAACAUUGUGAUACGUUAAAAAAAAA
Messenger RNA from Pangasianodon hypophthalmus (striped catfish), 1878 nucleotides. It is a transcript of the gene efna1b, whose product is annotated as ephrin-A1b. Lineage: Eukaryota; Metazoa; Chordata; Actinopteri; Siluriformes; Pangasiidae. Gene Ontology annotation, molecular function: ephrin receptor binding. Gene Ontology annotation, biological process: ephrin receptor signaling pathway; axon guidance. Gene Ontology annotation, cellular component: plasma membrane. The record is from RefSeq and is a predicted model, not a curated record. The transcript is spliced from 5 exons. The coding region runs from base 157 to 840 and encodes 227 amino acids.